Messenger RNA from Neltuma alba, 1356 nucleotides. Its product is annotated as 5-formyltetrahydrofolate cyclo-ligase, mitochondrial. Gene Ontology annotation, biological process: tetrahydrofolate interconversion; folic acid-containing compound biosynthetic process. NCBI's taxonomy places the organism in Eukaryota, Viridiplantae, Streptophyta, Magnoliopsida, Fabales, Fabaceae. The coding region runs from base 109 to 960 and encodes 283 amino acids. The record is from RefSeq and is a predicted model, not a curated record. Gene Ontology annotation, molecular function: 5-formyltetrahydrofolate cyclo-ligase activity. The transcript has 7 exons. Gene Ontology annotation, cellular component: mitochondrion.
UAUCCAGCACGGGACGCUGCUUCUGCUGGGCCUCAACGGUUAUUCAUAUUCUAAUUCUAUCCGCAACGGCUGAAGUGAGUGUUAGCGGAGAACAAGAGAGCGCGAGGCAUGCUUCGUCAGUGCAGAACAAGUCUGGUUAAGCUUUCCAUGAUCACCAUUAACGCCUCCAAGUUGGUUUCCCUCCCCCUCCCGCGCACUAUAGUAUCGUCCACUCCCUCUGCUAACCUGCGCCCCUUCUGCACCAUGAAAACCAACCACGAUCCUCAGCUCGACCGCAUCUUUGAUGCAAAGCGGUCUUUCCGGACCCAAAUGCGCAGAGAACUGAAGAAUAUGGACCCUAUUCUGAGAUCUCAAGAAGAUGAUGCUAUUCAGAGGGUUGUUUUAGAAGCUCCGUGGUUCAAGAACAGUACCAGCAUAUGUGCUUAUAUAAGUUCUAAUGCUUUACGAGAAGUAGAUACAUCAAAAAUUGUUUCAGCAAUAUUAUCUAACCCCGCGACAGAGGAUCAUGUACAGAUCAAGAAGAAGCUUUACGUGCCACGUGUAGAGGAUAGAAAUAGCAACAUGAGAAUGCUGAGGAUAUCAACUGUUGAUGAUCUCGUUCUGAACUCAAUGAACAUUUUGGAGCCAACCUUAGUAGAUCACAAUGGAAAUCCUCGAGAAGAUGUUAUGCAGGCAACUGACCCAAUCGACUUGAUCAUCCUACCAGGCCUUGCAUUUGAUAGAUCAGGAAGACGGUUGGGCCGCAGUGGAGGUUACUAUGAUAUGUUCCUGAGGAAAUACCAAGAGCUGGUCAAAAAGCAAAAUUGGCCGCAGCCACUUCUCGUUGCCCUAUCAUACUCAAUACAAAUAGCAGAAAAUGAAAGAAUAGCUGUCAGUCCUCAUGACGUUCUUGUUGAUGCUCUGGUAUCCCCAUCUGGCUUCUUCCCAAUCAGUCCAAUUGCUUUUAAGAAGUGUCAGUGAGUGUUAUUCUUUGUUUGCCCCGCUCGGUAAAAGUCGUUUCCUAGAUCUUUUAAGGACCAUACUUAUUCUAGUUUUAGCAUAUAGAAUUGGUUAAAAUCUUUUCUAUGUAUUAAUGCAAACCAUUAAAAGUUCUGGGCAUUAUUUAUUCCGUGGUUUUGAUGCAAGUCCAAUUAAUUACUAUGUGGAAUUGCUUUCAAUAGCAAAGAGGCUUUAAAAUUAGACAUUGUCGCAAAGCGAACAGGUAUGCAGACUCUCUACCCUCUUAUGCUUUAGGGCUUGCUUUCCUUUCUUUCUUUGUUUUCUUUUAAAGCACAUUGUAACAAUGAAGACUACACAGUCGGUUGUAUAAUUUGUAUCACUGUAAAAGGAAGUAAGAAAAUUAUUAAUGGCAACAAA